Molecule: messenger RNA, 591 nt
Organism: Camellia sinensis
Lineage: Eukaryota; Viridiplantae; Streptophyta; Magnoliopsida; Ericales; Theaceae
Source: RefSeq, a predicted model, not a curated record
AUGGCUGACAUCAAAACCACAUCAUCAUCAAGCUCAACGACGCAAAACAUCACAGACAAGACCUACGCAACUGCUGGAAACCUCAUCAAGCUCCUCCCAACAGGGACAGUCUUCUUCUUCCAAUUCUUCAACCCUGUCUUCACCAACAAUGGCACUUGCCACGUGGCCAACAAGUACCUCACCGCCUUCCUCAUCGGUGUUUGUGGCAUCUCUUGCUUCAUGUCUACCUUCCAUGACAGUUACAAGGGUACUGAUAAGAAUACCCACUACGGCAUUGCCACCUUGAAGGGCAUCUGGCCCUCCACGGCGUCCGAUGGGGUGGACUUGUCGGUGCUUAGGCUCCGGUCCGGGGACUUUGUUCAUGCCUUUUUUUGCUUUGAUUGUGUUUGCUUGGUUUCUCUUUUGGAUGUAAACACUGUGAAUUGCUUCUACCCAUCGUUCGUAUCAUCGCAGAAGGUUUUGGUCAUGGUGUUGCCGCCGCUUGUCGGGGCAGUUGCUGGCUUUGUGUCUAUGGUCUCCCCUUACACCCGCCAUGGUAUUGGAUAUUCUUCAACCCAGUCUUCAACAAGCUCUGAGGCCUUGUUUGUUUAA